UUCAGGACGUGUGGGAUACUGGGGUACUACAGCUAGUGCCGGGAGAUAUAUACAAUCACAUGAUUGAGUGAGUGCCAGAAAGAGUCACAUGAUGUUUUCCAGACGCUCCAACAAUUCUUGAUGGACAGUCAUAGUCAAAAGAUGACUUGCUGAUAGUGCAGUAUUGUGAGAUCACUUGCUCCUCUUCUCGUCGGUUAUAAAGAAAGUGGAGUCAUACAUGGAGGCAGAGAGAAGGGAAGCCGAGGAAGGUUCCUCUUCUCAAAAUAAUCUUCCUCAAAACAUAGAUCACAGAUUGAUGUCUCAAGAAUCUCUGCCACCUGUAAACUCAGUGCCUGUAGAUGAAGAGGAGGCUGUGUUGGUGGACAGGCAAGCGAUAGAGAACCUCACAGAGGGACUUCUCUCUCACUACCUGCCGGAUUUACAAAACUCUAAACAAACUCUUCAAGAGCUCACGCAAAACCAAGUCAUCUUACUUGAAACACUGGACCAGGAAGUAACCAAGUUCAGAGAGUGCAAUGCUCUGCUGGAUCUGAAUUCACUGUUUACAGAGGCAAAGAUUUACCACGGUAAGCUGAUAAACAUCCGGAAAGAGAUGAUUAUGCUCCACGAGAAGACAACCAAAUUAAAGAAGAGGGCGCUCAAGCUGCAGCAGCAGAGACAGAAGGAGGCAUUGGAGAAAGAGCAACAACGAGAAAAGGAACUUGAGAGAGAGAGACAACUCAUCGCGAAGCCUGCUAAAAGAUUGUAACAGUACUAUUAACAAAUAACUGGAUCUGUUAUGUCAUUGCUAAGAGUCCUAUAGACCAAAUAAAUAGACUGUAACUUCAGGCGGUUAACAUUUCACACUGACCUCUGAAGACCACUAGGUUACAAUACUCCAUUGAGACCUAGUUGGCAAUGCCGAAGAGAACAUUGCUGUCUGGAAGUAUGGAAUGUGUUCAGAAAGAGCAUCAGUGCAUAUAUGGUGUCCAUUUUUGAAUUAAGUCUGGAGUUUUGUGCAGUAUUGUAGACCAGCAGGGUUUUUUUCAUAUCAAACUGUCUUAAUGAUUUGGUCUUUAACAGUCAUGUGCUCUGGCUGUCAAGGUUAUAUUGCUCUUGUAUAUCUGGUCAUUGUCAAUAGGUUAUUGAGCACUAUUUGAGAAGUACCGAAGAUCUUAAUGUCAUAACUACUAGGAUUGACACAUCAUCCUAUCAUUGCACAUGUAGGUCUGUAUCUUCCUGUUAGAUCUCCUUUUUUUUUUUAUUACAACUAACUUUAGAGAACCUGUGUGAGUCGUCCACUGCCAUUUUUGUAUCUUUCUAUUGAAAGAUACAGAAAAGCUGUGAGAAUAUAGACGUUUGAAUAAAUCGAAAAUAUUUCUUUGUACUUGUG
Messenger RNA from Osmerus eperlanus (European smelt), 1372 nucleotides. RefSeq names its product biogenesis of lysosomal organelles complex-1, subunit 6, pallidin (gene bloc1s6). NCBI's taxonomy places the organism in Eukaryota, Metazoa, Chordata, Actinopteri, Osmeriformes, Osmeridae. The transcript is spliced from 6 exons. Gene Ontology annotation, biological process: intracellular transport. The record is from RefSeq and is a predicted model, not a curated record. Gene Ontology annotation, cellular component: transport vesicle; BLOC-1 complex. Bases 218 to 748 code for a protein of 176 amino acids.